Molecule: messenger RNA, 555 nt
Organism: Miscanthus lutarioriparius
Lineage: Eukaryota; Viridiplantae; Streptophyta; Magnoliopsida; Poales; Poaceae
Source: the annotation of a GenBank genome assembly
AUGCACGCAUGUCCUGUUCCCGCCGCUGGCCUGCUCUGCCCAACCAUGCUACUGCUCCUCGCUCUGCUAGCCACUCCCCCCGCUGUCGCCGCCGUAAACAUGUCGACGGUGCCCUGCGCAUCAGCGUUGUGCGAGAACCUCACCAUCGCCUACCCGUUCUGGCUCGCCGGCACUCAUCCGCCGGAGUGCGGCUACCGGGCUUUCGAGGCCGCGUGCGACAAGGGCAACGUAUCCCUGAAGAACUCCUACUGGAAUUACCAGGUCAUGGAUAUCUUCUACGAGAACAGCUCCUUCAUAGAAGUGGACCCGUCGUAUGACACUUGCGACGUCGACAAUUUUGUCAAUGCCUCCUCCGACCUAGGCAUUGGGCCAGAUUGCCAAGGGCAGGCGCGGACCAGCUCGUUCGUCUGGCUUGCUGGGAAGUACAAGCCCGACAACAUUCUGAAGCCGCUGCCGGGGAACUGCAUAGUGUCGUCAUUGAUGCCGGUGCUGGGAUACCAGCGGGAGGUGGCGGCCUACUACGACCGCCUAAUGAAGGGUGGGUUUAUCUCCUAG